Molecule: messenger RNA, 3219 nt
Organism: Capronia epimyces CBS 606.96
Lineage: Eukaryota; Fungi; Ascomycota; Eurotiomycetes; Chaetothyriales; Herpotrichiellaceae
Product: exportin-1
Exons: 3
Coding region: 1-3219 (1072 amino acids)
Biological process (GO): ribosomal small subunit export from nucleus; ribosomal large subunit export from nucleus; protein export from nucleus
Cellular component (GO): nucleus; cytoplasm
Molecular function (GO): nuclear export signal receptor activity; small GTPase binding
Source: RefSeq, a predicted model, not a curated record
AUGUCGGUCACCGUUACAGAUCUUGACGCCACCGUCAAGGCGUUCCAAGAAGGCAAGGGCGAGGUGCAGAAACAGGCUCAGCAGAAGCUCAAUGAAUUCAAGUCAAACCCGGAUGCGUGGUUGAUAGUGGACAAGUUGUUGCAGGAGUCCAUAUACAUGCCAACAAAAUAUCUUGGGCUACAAGUACUCGACGACGUGGUCAAUACACGCUGGAAGGUCCUGCCGCGAGAGCAAUGUCUGGGGAUCCGCAACUUCGUUGUCAACCAGAUCCUACAGGCUUCGGAGACCGAAGAAUCUCUCAAGGCCAACAAGCUCUUCCUCAACAAGCUGGACUUGACGCUGGUGACCAUUUUAAAGCAAGAAUGGCCACACAACUGGCCCACGUUCAUCAACGAGAUAAUCUCCGCAAGCCACAGCUCGUUGUCGGUCUGCGAGAACAACAUGACCAUCCUCCGAUUGCUAUCGGAAGAGGUCUUCGACUUCUCACAGGAUCAGAUGACUUCCACCAAAGCCAAAAAUCUCAAGACAACCAUGUGCGCUGAGUUUUCGUCAAUCUUUCAAUUGUGCAACGAAGUGCUCACCACCGCAAACUCGGUAACCCUAGUCAAGGCGACUCUCGAGACACUGCUUCGCUUCUUGAACUGGAUCCCCCUAGGAUUCAUCUUUGAGACGCAACUUAUCAACACCUUGGUCAGCCGCUUCCUCGAAGUGGACCAGUUUCGCAACAUCACCCUCAAGUGCCUGACUGAAAUUGGUAGUCUACAAUUGGGCUCUCAGUAUGAUUAUGAUGAGAAGCUUGUGCUCAUGUUUACCGAGACCUUGACAGUUGUCGCUCGGACGUUACCAUUAGAGACCGACUUCCGUGAGGCCUAUGCCAAAGCCAGACCUGCUGAACAAGAAUACAUCCUCAACCUAGCCAUCUUUCUGUGCAACUACUUCUCAGCACACCUACAGACUAUCGAAAGAUUGCCCAAUCCUGACUUUCUUCUCCACGGUCACUUCUACCUUAUCAAAAUCAGCCUCAUCGACGACCGAGAGAUAUUCAAAAUCUGUCUCGAGUACUGGAACAAGCUGGUACAGGAACUGUACGAAGAGAUGCAGCAGCUCCCAAUGACUGAAUUGAAUCCCUUAAUCAGUAUGGGGGUUAGUGGGCUUGCUAAUGGCGGUGCACCCCAUCCGAGUGCACUUGCAAAUUAUCCUCUGCGCAAGCACAAGUACGCCCAAGUCCUCUCCAGUCUGAGACAAGUCAUGGUUGAAAAGAUGGUCCGGCCCGAAGAGGUCCUGAUCGUGGAGAACGAUGAAGGAGAGAUUGUCCGAGAAUUCGUCAAGGAAAGUGACACUAUCCAGCUCUACAAAACCACACGCGAGUGCCUCGUGUAUCUGACGCACUUGGAUGUCGUCGACACCGAAAACAUCAUGUCCGAAAAGCUUCAGCGACAGGUCGAUGGGUCCGAAUGGUCUUGGAACAAUUGCAAUACAUUGUGCUGGGCCAUUGGCUCGAUAUCUGGAGCCAUGAACGAGGAAACCGAGAAGCGUUUCUUGGUCACCGUGAUUAAAGAUCUCUUAGGCUUGACUGAGAUGAAACGCGGCAAAGACAACAAAGCCGUGGUCGCCAGCAACAUUAUGUACAUUGUUGGGCAGUAUCCUCGAUUUUUGAAGGCGCAUUGGAAGUUUCUGAAGACUGUCGUCAACAAGUUGUUCGAGUUUAUGCACGAGACCCACGAAGGUGUGCAAGAUAUGGCUUGUGAUACUUUUAUCAAGAUUGCCAACAAAUGCAAGCGCCAUUUCGUGGCUUUGCAACCCGGCGAAACCGAACCGUUCAUCGACGAGAUUGUACGGAACAUGCAAAAGAUCACGUGUGAUCUGAGUCCUCAACAGGUUCAUACCUUCUAUGAAGCUUGUGGAUACAUGAUCUCCGCCCAGGGACAGAAAAGUGUACAGGAUCGGCUCAUCGACAACCUCAUGGCGCUACCAAAUGCAGCUUGGGACAAUAUUAUCCAACAAGCGAAUACAAAUCCUGCAAUUCUCCAAGACGCGGAGACCAUCAAGGUGAUUGGCAACAUCAUGAAAACCAAUGUUGCCGCGUGUUCAUCGAUUGGCCCGUACUUCUACUCGCAAAUCGGCCGCAUUUAUCACGACAUGCUUAACAUGUAUAGGGCAUCCAGUCAGCUAAUAUCCGACUCUGUCGCAUCCGGGGGAAACGUCGCGACCAAAACACCAAAAGUUCGUGGUCUUCGUACGAUCAAGAAAGAGAUCCUGAAGCUGGUCGACAUCUACGUGCAGAAGGCCGAUGACUUGCAGAUGGUGAACGACAGCAUGGUGCCGCCCUUGCUUGAUGCCAUCCUACUGGAUUACCAGCGCAACGUACCUGAUGCCAGGGAUGCCGAGGUCCUAAGUGUGACCACCACGAUUAUCCACAAAUUACACAAUCUUAUGGACGACAAGGUGGCCCCGAUCAUGGACAGCAUCUUUGAAUGCACGCUCGACAUGAUUAACAAGGAUUUCCACGAAUACCCUGACUUCCGCGUCGAAUUCUUCAAACUCCUUCAAGCAAUCAAUUUGUUCUGUUUCUCGGCCUUGUUGAAACUUGAUGGCCGACAGUUCAAGCUGAUCAUCGAUUCUUGCAUGUGGGCCAGCAAGCAUGACAAUCGGGAGGUCGAGAAUACCGGUCUCUCGAUGUGCUUGGAGCUGGUCAACAAUAUGGCCGAAACCGAUCCUCAGACUUCCGGCAUCUUCUUCCAACAAUUCUACAUCUCUAUCCUUCAGGAUGUCUUCUACGUCCUCACUGAUUCAGACCACAAGGCUGGAUUUAAAUCCCAGUCAGCGCUCCUGGCUCGCAUGUUCCAGCUCGUCGAGACCAACAAGAUCUCACAACCAUUGUAUCAGCCAGAUCAGGCUCCUCCUGGAACUUCAAACAAGCAGUUUGUCAGCGAGUUCACCGGCAAUCUGUUGCAACGGGCCUUCCCAAAUCUCAAGGAAAUUCAAAUCCAGCACUUCGUCGCCGGACUUUUCGCCCUGAACGAAGAUGCAACUAAGUUCAAGACUCAUCUGCGUGACUUCUUGAUCUCACUCAAGGAGUUUGCCGACGACAAUGCCGAGCUGUAUGCCGAAGAACGCGAGCAAGAAAAGAAGGACCUCGCGGAUGCAGAACGUCAACGAGCAAUGAAAGUUGGCGGUCUCAUCAAGCCUGCUGAUUUGGAUCAGGAUGAUGAGCUGUGA